AAGAUGCAUCAGUACAUUUCGCAGCGAUGUCGAGUUGCCUUGAAACACAACCGCGUGUAUGCAUUGCUUUCCUUAAGAAGAAUAGGCGAGGAAAAUGAUACUUGCAGUGUGGGGAAAAUCUCUUGCUUACGUGUGCUUCCUAACCCUGCUUCUACGCGGUGUUACUGGAAAAUAUAACAAAAAUACGAGGAAAUCAUUGCCUGCCAUGCCGAAGUUGAUCACGCAACACGGUUACCCUGCUGAGACGCACACCGUGGCUACAGAUGACGGCUACAUCCUCACCAUGCAUCGUAUUCCCUAUAGCCCCCUGUCGAACAGCACAGACACAGCGAGGCCGGUCGUCUUCCUGCAGCAUGGGCUCAUCAGCAGCUCAGUGGACUGGGUCAUCAUGGGACCAGGAAACGGACUGGGCUAUCUGCUAGCUGACGCUGGGUAUGAUGUGUGGAUGGGCAACGCUCGCGGAAACAUGUACUCCACCAGACACAACAAACUUUCGGCAAUGCUUCCUACCUUCUGGUCCUUUAGUUGGCAUGAGAUGGGUGUGUACGACCUGCCGGCCGAGAUCGACUACAUUUUGACGAAUACAACACAGAAGAGCCUCCGUUACGUUGGUCAUUCCAUGGGUACCACCAUGUUCUAUGUUCUCAUGUCCAAGAAACCAGAGUACAAUGCCAAGAUAAGCCGCAUGAUUGCACUGGCCCCUGUGGCGUUCCUGAGGAACACGAAAAGUCCUUUUGCUUCCAUCACGAAACUCGUACCAAGUGGAGUGCUAUUUGAUAUGGUGUCCAACUGGCCAUUUUUUCCAAAUAAGAAAUUUUCUAACGGUCUUCUCGAGGCCUUCUGUAAGAGAGGAACCAUUACGCAGAAGAUGUGUACAAACACACUCUUUCAAAUAGGAGGGUUCAAUUCGAACCAGCUGAACCAAACCAUGCUACCCACAAUCCUGCACUACUUUCCUGCUGGGUCUUCAAUGAAAGCCUGGAGGCACUACGGCCAACUUAUCAGUUCAGGUAGCUUCAGAGAAUAUGAUUAUGGAUUUGCAAAUAUUUUCAAAUAUGGAAAUUUAUAUCCACCAGAUUACAAUUUUGCUGUCAUCAUCACAUUCGUCAGCCUAAUCGUAGGUCCUAACGACUGGUUGGCAUCCCCUGAGGACGCGAGUCUGCUGCACCGGAAGCUGCCCAACUCGGAGUAUCACGAAAUUGCUCUUCCGGAAUUCAACCACUUUGACUUCUUGUGGGCAAUCGACGUGAAGACGUUGGUUAAUGACAAAGUUUUAAGUCUUCUGGAAGUUGACCAGGAUUAUUAAGAAUAACCUGCUACGUUUACUGUACGACUAAAUAGUAAUUAUAGUAAGAUCAUACUGAUUAUAAGGCGAUUCAGCACACAGUGUUUGUGAAAUGUAAAUAACGGAGUACAUUUGUAUGCCCUAUAUUCCAUUUUUGCUCUUUGUUUUAAUUCUUCGACGUUCUUAGUCGUUGCGAGUGUAAAACUGGCUUUACACAUCAAGCGACCUGACAUGCUUACAACUUACAUCCAGUACAUUGAUCUGUGGAGGUUACAUCCAAGCAGUGCUGAACAAUGGCUGGGGUUUUGGUCCUUGUCCAUCGUCGGUAUUCUAAAUAACUAGAGAACAUAGCGUUUCGGAAACUAGAUCUGUUUCCAUCCUCAUGUGAGAAGGGAAUACACCUACUCAACUGAGUCCCUUAAAAAAAGCUAACCUCAAUCACUGGCAACCCGUGUCAGUAUAAUUCUAUCUAUCUACCUACCUCCGUUCCUCCUACUUGGAGCAUAGGGCAUCCGCAAAACGCUCGUUUCACUUCAGUUUCUUAAUUUUAGGCAGUCGGUAGUAUUCCUUGAACGAAGGAUCAGCCCGACAAAAGUCUGCUACCUAUACAGGUCAACACAAACAGAAUAAACGCAAACAUCCAUGCAUUGAAUGGGAUUCGAACCCAUGAUCUCAGUGUUCGAGCGGUCGAAGACAUUUCAUGCCUUGGCGUGGCCACUGUGAUCAAAGUGUCUAUAAUUACUGAGACCAGACUAUGUUGAAGGGAGAUAACAGGAAACUGUGAAAUGAAAGUGUGAUAAAGCAUACACAGACCUGAAACUAAGAUAGAAAGAGAGGUGAAAAUGUUAUGCAACAAGCACAGCCAACAAACCAAAUGCAAAGGAUUAUGUAUGUAUGUAUUAUGGGAGGAGGUGGGUUUCCCC
This is a messenger RNA of Cryptotermes secundus, 2208 nucleotides long. RefSeq names its product lipase 3. The coding region runs from base 95 to 1306 and encodes 403 amino acids. Gene Ontology annotation, biological process: lipid metabolic process. The record is from RefSeq and is a predicted model, not a curated record. The transcript is spliced from 8 exons. Lineage: Eukaryota; Metazoa; Arthropoda; Insecta; Blattodea; Kalotermitidae. Gene Ontology annotation, molecular function: hydrolase activity, acting on ester bonds.